This is a messenger RNA of Notodromas monacha, 3471 nucleotides long. The record is from the annotation of a GenBank genome assembly. NCBI's taxonomy places the organism in Eukaryota, Metazoa, Arthropoda, Ostracoda, Podocopida, Cyprididae.
AUAUUGACCAAAUUUCAUUCGAUGAAAAAAAAAGUGCCUGAUCGCUGAUAAAUUCAUUGUUACACGUGGUUUCUCAUCCUAAAUAAUAACCUUCACAAUUUCAAAAUCUUACGUCAACUUUUAAGGGAAUUAUUUAUCUAUAUACCCAGUAUAGCUAGGCUGCAGUAUAAAGAGCGCCCCUAAUAAAAAUCAUAUGAGGAGAAGACAUUGAAGGGUGAGUCAUAUGCUACAAGCAGCGGUACCGACAACACUGCUAUCAACAGCGAAAAAAUGCGGAUGCCAUGGAACAAAUCCAAGCGUCAGCAAGAAGAGGAAGACAGCAGAUUGGAGAAGUUGAAACGCGAAGUCGAGAUAGAGGAGCACAAAUUAGCCCCCAAUGAACUCGCAAAAAAGUUUGACACGGAUAUCACUAACGGUUUGUCGAUGUCAGAAGCAGAAAAAAGAUUGGAACGCGAUGGCAGAAACGUUUUGACGCCUCCGAAAGAGACGCCCGUCAUUUUGCAAUUCCUGCAACAUCUGGUGGGAGGAUUUUCGCUUCUGCUCUGGUUCGGAGCCAUACUGUGCUUCAUCGUUUAUUGCAUAGAUGUCGCUACGAGCGAAGCACCAGCGCCAGACAACCUUUACUUAGGACUGGUUCUCACGUUCGUCGUGGUGUUGACGGCAAUCGUUUCAUUCUACCAAGAACGGAAAUCGUCGAAUGUCAUGAAGAGCUUCAAAAAGAUGGUUCCUCAAAAUGCUCUUGUUAUACGCGACGGAGUUUCACGUCCGGUUUUGGCCGAAACAUUGGUCAAGGGCGACUUGAUUAAGUUGAAGGGCGGUGAUCGUAUUCCUGCUGACAUCCGGGUCUUGGUCAGCAAUGGAAUGAAAGUCGACAACUCUUCCUUGACUGGCGAGUCUGAACCGCUCUUGAGACAACCCACAGUAUCGCAUGAAAACCCGCUCGAAACGCAGAAUCUUGCAUUUUUCUCCACGAAUUGCGUCGAAGGAUCUGGCACAGGUCUCGUUAUUCAAACAGGAGAUCGAACAGUAAUAGGGAGGAUCGCAGGACUUACUGCGGGAUUGCAAAGAGGGGCAACGCCAAUCGCAAAAGAAAUCAUGCAUUUUGUGCACUUGAUCACAGCUGUUGCAGUGGCUUUGGGUGUCAUUUUCUUCAUAAUUUCUCUCAUUAUUGGGUACUCCAUCAUUGAUGCUGUCGUGUUUCUCAUAGGCAUCAUUGUCGCCAACGUUCCAGAAGGCUUACUACUCACUGUGACGGUGAUGUUAACUUUGACAGCAAAACGCAUGGCGGCAAAGAACUGUCUCGUGAAAAAUCUAGAAGCAGUCGAAACCCUGGGGUCAACAACAACCAUAUGUUCCGACAAAACUGGAACUCUGACGCAGAAUCAAAUGUCAGUAGCUCAUUUGUGGUACAAUGAACACAUAAUCGCCGCGGACACUACGGAGGGCCAAGAAAAAACGAAGUCUGAAGUAGAUAUUCCAGACUGGAGAGCCCUCCUGAAUGUGGCAGCACUUUGCAGUAAAGCGAGUUUCAUUCCCGACCAGGAAAAGAUACCCGUCAUGCAACGGUCAGUCGCAGGAGAUGCUUCGGAGGCUGCUUUACUUAAAUUCUGCGAACUGAACCUGGACAAUCUAACCGAGUACAAAAAGAAGAGGAAAAAGGUCGCAGAAAUUCCGUUCAACUCAUCCAACAAAUAUCAGGUGAGUGUCCACCAUGACACGGUCAACGACUAUGACAUCGUGGUCAUGAAAGGUGCUCCCGAAAAGAUAUUAUCUUUCUGCACCACGUUCACGAGCAAAGGCAAAGAUUUGCCAAUUGACGCAACAUUCACCGAGUUUUUCAACAAGGCUUACUUGGAGCUCGGUGGCAAGGGAGAACGGGUAUUAGGAUUCGCUGACAAGAUCUUGGGAACUUCCGGUCAUUCUUACACAACCACUCCGGAACCGAAUUUCCCAUUAAAGGACUUGCGGUUCACCGGCUUGUUCGCCCUGAUUGACCCACCAAGAGCAGCUGUGCCCCACGCAGUCGAAAUGUGUAGAGAAGCAGGCAUAAAAGUAAUCAUGAUCACUGGGGAUCAUCCGAUUACGGCAAAGGCCAUCGCACAUCAAGUUGGGAUUCUUUCUCCGGAGAAAACCGCUGAUGAGAUUUCCGAAGAGACCGGUAAAUCCUGGUUCGAGAUCGAUCCCAAGACAGAAACCAAUGCGAUUGCUUUGCAUGGCAAUGAUCUGAAAACUCUAUCGCCCGAUGACCUCGACAGAAUCAUUGGGAGAUACUCCGAAAUCGUCUUCGCACGAACCUCUCCACAGCAAAAACUGCUAAUUGUUGAAAGUUGUCAACGCAUGGGAGAAACCGUGGCAGUAACAGGAGACGGGGUUAACGACUCCCCAGCUCUCAAGAAAGCUGACAUCGGGAUUGCAAUGGGCAUUGCUGGCUCCGAUGUAUCAAAACAAGCAGCGGACAUGAUCCUGAUGGAUGACAAUUUCGCCUCGAUUGUAACUGGAAUUGAAGAAGGGCGAACGAUUUUCGAUAAUCUCAAGAAAUCCAUUGCAUACACGCUUACCUCGAAUAUCCCUGAACUGAUGCCUUUCUUGGUGUACGUGCUGAUAGGUGUCCCCUUGCCUCUGGGUACAAUAACUAUCCUUUGCAUCGAUCUCGGGACUGACAUGGUGCCAGCAAUUUCUUUGGCAUAUGAAAAGGCAGAACAUGACAUUAUGAAGAGACCUCCACGGAGACGCGAGAGACUCGUGAACGUUAGAUGCAUUGCGCACGCGUACAUGCAGAAAGGCCCCUGGGAAUCUUUAACGGCUCUCUUCACUUAUUUUCUGAUCCUCGCUGAAAAUGGUUGGUUACCGAGAGAUCUCGUUGGGAUCAGAAACAAGUGGAGUUCACCAGUGGUCAACGAUUUGCAGGAUUCUUACGGACAGGAAUGGACUUAUCGAGACAGACUAAGGCUCGAAUUGACAUUUCAAGCCAUGUACUUCGCUGCUAUUGUCGUGAUGCAGUGGGCGAACUUGAUAGUAUCAAAAACCCGAAGGAACUCAAUCUUCACGCAGGGUAUGGGAAACUGGGUUCUCAAUUUUGCACUGGUGUUCGAGACCCUUCUAACAAUAUUCCUGAUCUACACACCGCACGUGAACGAAGCUCUGAAAAUGCAUCAAGCCAGACCUCAUCUCUGGCUGGUGCCUAUGCCGUUCUCGCUAAUCCUGUGGAUCGCGGAUGAGAUACGUAAAUGGGUCAUCCGAAGAAAUCCGACUGGGAUCGUUUACCGCGAUACUUAUUACUGAAAUGCCAGUCCAUCCUUGUUUUAGUCACCAAUUUUGAUUCAACGUUUAAACUCUCACCGAAAGAGAAACCGCACCUUUGUUUCCAAUGAUGUCACACAUGUAUUGUCAGACAAAUUAUACCAUUAAUACAGCACUAUCCUGCUUAUAAAAAAGCUCAUCUCAACGUAGUAUGCCAAAUCAAUUUCCGCA